UACACCAGCCAGGUGAAGCGAAACUCUGACAGUGCUGCUCGAGCAAAUCUUUGUGCUCCCGGCCGGCUCGAUGCGUGUGCAAAAGCCGCCACCUCUUCCACAUGAGGCCUCCUCCAGCGGGCGAAGACAUCGUCAGCCCGAGCUGAGGUGGAGGAGGAAAAGCCUGCAAAUCUUACUUCACUAGCGUUUGUUUCCCCGCUAGCGUAUGACACGCUUAUCGAAUCUUGUUUCCCCGCUAGCGCGUGACACGCUUAUCGAAAUCCCAGGAGAGCGUAUUUGCCGGAGCAGCAGGAGCGGAAUAGCGUCGGAGAGAUUAUCUUUUCUUUAUUGUUUCUUGGCUCCACCAAGGCUGUCGAUUUCGACAGCAUUGUUGGAGGCGGCCUGAUAGCGCGAGCGUCUGACACCACACUUGGAUGGCCAGGCCGCCGCCGCGGGAUAUGAGCCAAGAACCAGCCGCCGUUGCCGUCCCCAUGACCAUGACGUCCGCGCCGGCCCAGCCUCGCCCGCACGUCCUGCUCGUCGCCGCCCCGUUCCAGAGCCACGUCAAUCCGCUCCUCCGCCUCGGCCGGCUCCUGGCAGCCAAGGGCCUCCUCGUCACCUUCACCACCGCCCUCCGCGCCGGCAUCCGCCUCGGCCCCGGUGACGGCGACGGCGACGGCGACGGCGGGGGCGCGGGAGCGGAAGCCGGCCGCGGGAGGCUCCGUGUCGAGCUGCUAAGCGGGGGCGGGAUAUGGGCGCCCGUUGACCCCCGGUUCCGCGUGGCCGGCGACAUGGCGCGCCACGUCGAGGCCGCGGGCCCGGCGGCGCUCGAGGAGCUCGUCCGCGGCCAGGCCGAGGCCGGGCGCCCCGUGACGUGCGUCGUGGCCAACGCCUUCGUGCCGUGGGCGCUCCGCGUCGCCGGCGAACUGGGCCUCCCGCGCGGCAUGCUGUGGAUCCAGUCCUGCGCGCUCCUGUCCGUGUACUACCACCACGUCCACGCGCUCGCGGCGUUCCCGGAGGCGGGCGCGCCAGGCUCCGUGACGCUUCCGGGGCUCCCGGAGCUGGACGCCGACGACCUCCAGCCCCUCCUGAUCUACGCGUCCGGGCAGGACCUGUGGCGUCAGAUGCUCGUCGCGGACCUCGGCCGCGCCCGGGAGACGGUGCCGUGGGUCUUCGCGAACACCUUCGACGAGCUCGAGCGCUCGACCAUCGAGGGGCUUCGCGAACACUUACCAGUCAUACCCGUCGGUCCACUCCUCGAGCCAGACGACGCCGACGGUGAAUCCUCCCCGGCUGCCGACGACGGCGGUUGCACGGCCUGGCUCGACGCGCGCCCGCCGCGGUCCGUCGUGUUCGUGGCGUUCGGGAGCCUCGUGAACAAUGACUCCGACGAGGUGGCGGAGAUAGCUGCGGGGCUAGCCAGCACCGGCCGGCCGUUCCUGUGGGUGGUGCGCGACGACACCCGCGCGCUCCUCUCCGCCGACGCCCUCGCCGCCGCCUGCCGCGACCGCGACCGGGGCAAGGUGGUGCCGUGGUGCGCGCAGGAGCGCGUGCUCGCGCACCCCGCGGUGGGCUGCUUCGUGACGCACUGCGGGUGGAACUCCACCGCCGAGGCGCUCGCCGCGGGCGUCACGGUCGUCGCUUCCCCGAGGUGGUCCGACCAGCGCAUCAACGCGAGGUUCCUGGUCGACGUGCACCGGGUCGGCGUCCGCGCUCCGACGCCGCUGACGAGGGACGCGCUGCGCGAGCGCGUCGAGGAGGCGAUGGGCGGGCCCGAGGCCGCGGCGAUGGCGCGACGGGCGGCGGGCUGGAAGGAGAAGGCGCGCGCGGCGGUGCGCGGCGGCGGCUCGUCGGACCGCGGCGUCCAGGCGUUCGUUGACCAGAUAAGGCACGCGGGAGCCCGGCACUGACUUGGUCGCCGCUCGGUCGUGCACAUCGCCCUGGUGGUCUGGCGCUUAGCAGAGGACCGGCAGCGGGUGGGGACGUGCAGCUCCCGUCGCAUCGCUGCUGUGCAGCAGAAUAAUCGCGGGUUGCAUGUACUUGUACUUGUUUCCAUGUGGUUUGUAUCGUUUGUAAGCUGUAACAAGCGGGUGCGUUGGUUUUCUUGCCUCCAAAGUUUAUAGACCCGUCACAUUAAAGAGAAUCUUA
Molecule: messenger RNA, 2127 nt
Organism: Panicum hallii
Lineage: Eukaryota; Viridiplantae; Streptophyta; Magnoliopsida; Poales; Poaceae
Product: gallate 1-beta-glucosyltransferase-like
Exons: 1
Coding region: 414-1889 (491 amino acids)
Molecular function (GO): UDP-glycosyltransferase activity
Source: RefSeq, a predicted model, not a curated record